Molecule: messenger RNA, 566 nt
Organism: Harmonia axyridis
Lineage: Eukaryota; Metazoa; Arthropoda; Insecta; Coleoptera; Coccinellidae
Exons: 2
Coding region: 124-513 (129 amino acids)
Molecular function (GO): odorant binding
Source: RefSeq, a predicted model, not a curated record
AGUUCCAGCUGAUUGCAACAGGCAAACUACCGAGUUCCAGAUUUAUCGAACAUAUAAAAUUGAUAAGAAAACAUAAAUAUUCCAAUCUUUGGUUGCAUCGGCGUGGAAAUUGCUCUUGUCACAAUGAAAUGUGCAGUAGGCUUUUCCAUACUGGUUUUAGUGAGCAUAUUGGUCCCAUGUCAAUCUUUGCUCGAAAUCCUGGAAUAUCUCGAAAAUCAGGAGAAAUGCCAAAUUCCAGAACUGGUUUUACCGAGAAACGUGAAAUUCACGAACAAUUUCAUAUUUCAAAGAAGAUUUUUAUGUACGAUGGUCCAACAUGGCUUAAUGACUGUGAAAGGCGACUUCAAACUAGACUCUAUAAAACAAAAUCUAUAUUUGGGUCAGUCAAAUGAAGCUGAGGUGCUAAUAAAAAAAUGUACUCAUAAGUACAAAACCCCAGAAGAGACUGCUUUCUUCGCGUUGUGUUGUUUCUACAGGCAUAAUAUGUUGAAGAAACACAACAAAAAGCAGUGAAUGACGUCUAAGAUACAGUCGAAGAAACAACUAGUCCUACCAUAACAUCUAAA